Molecule: messenger RNA, 480 nt
Organism: Lodderomyces beijingensis
Lineage: Eukaryota; Fungi; Ascomycota; Pichiomycetes; Serinales; Debaryomycetaceae
Source: the annotation of a GenBank genome assembly
AUGAUGCUUCCGUUCAACAGACUCCCCAAACAGCUACUGUCGCAGUCCCCCCUCACGUUUGUCCGCUACAAAAGAUACAAGAAAUGGGAAGAACUCCCACCGGUCUCACCAGCAACGCAAAAGAUUGUCAAUCAACUCUCGAUCCUCUCCGCGUCCAAGAAACAGCCCAAGCUCCUCACUUUAUGCAAUGAGGACCUAGUCAAGCAUCGCACGAUUAUGAACGCGUGGAAGUUGGUGCAGCAGAAGAAACAGCAACAUCGCGAACAACAACUCCAAUUGCAGUACCAGAGCAUACAUGACGCCAUGGAGGAUUUGAAGAUGGUGAGCCCCGAGUUGUAUCUGGCUGCUGGCGGCGAUGGCAAGGUUGAUACUGGUGCAAGCAAGAAGUUUGCGCGGUUCCCUAUUGAGAUGCGGGUGCCUACUGAUUUCCCGCCGACCAAGCCGUGGAUCUACGAGUAUUCGCCAAAGUCGGAAUCCUGA